AUGCAUUCAGAUGCCAAUGCUUCAUUGUGUUACUUUUGCUUAUGUGUUACUAUAUUCUCUUUGUUGCAUCUUGCUGGUGUACCUUAUAUUGUUGUUGGUUUUAGGGAUGAUGCUGGUCGUCUUGUCUGCACGGAAAGAUUGAGAAUUAAAGAUAUUACACACAGAGUAAAAAUGAAAAGUUACUGGCAGGGCGAGUUAAGGAAAACAUUUUCGGAUGAAGUAUUGUGUUGGCUCUACGGUACAGUAAAAGAAAAUGAAGACUACAUAUUGCAGUUUACUCCACCUUCUGCGCAUUUGGAGCUUCUUCAAGCUCAGACCUGCUCUGAUGCUAUAACAGACCAUGUUCAACAGUUAUUGUACCUAUGGAUGAUCAAAUACUUCAUAAAGGUUUUUUGAGGUGGUAACAAUUCCAUAGCAUAUCGCUGUUCGCUGAA
Molecule: messenger RNA, 434 nt
Organism: Lycium barbarum (goji berry)
Lineage: Eukaryota; Viridiplantae; Streptophyta; Magnoliopsida; Solanales; Solanaceae
Product: NAD-capped RNA hydrolase DXO1-like
Exons: 6
Coding region: 1-396 (131 amino acids)
Biological process (GO): NAD-cap decapping; nuclear-transcribed mRNA catabolic process
Cellular component (GO): nucleus; cytosol
Molecular function (GO): mRNA 5'-diphosphatase activity
Source: RefSeq, a predicted model, not a curated record